UAUCUCAAAGGACUUCAGCGUUUCUGAAGUGUAACACUACACUCGAGGAAGAUCGCAACGGGUUUGUGCUCAGUCGUCCGCAGUCACACGACCCUCAACGCCAUACCAUCGCCUCGUUGCCUCGCCAUGGCGCGGGCGAACGGACCAUGGCUUCUCAAGACGACGACGACGACCAGCAAGCACCAGAGCAGAGCAAGCUCGCUUGGUAGAGAAUUCCCCGUAGCUCCUCCGCACUCCACAUCAUGGCGUUCUGCGCUGCUCCAUGCGCUGCUGCCACGAGUCACCUCGGCGCACCUCCUGCUCUGCUCUACUGUAUCAGACAGACUCACUCUCCUCUCCCUCCACCAUCACCCUCACCGGGCGUGGGGUUGCCUCGUCGCAGGGCGCUGAAAUCCACUGCGAGCGAGCGACAGCUGCUCAUAGAAUCGAAACCCCUUAUGCCGACCGCCGUAGGUGUUUCCCAAGGCGUUCCAAGCAAUCGAUAAGUACCGCCGCGCUCUCAAACCCGCCGUUUCGCGAAUCCGCUGACACAUU
Molecule: messenger RNA, 534 nt
Organism: Closterium sp. NIES-67
Lineage: Eukaryota; Viridiplantae; Streptophyta; Zygnematophyceae; Desmidiales; Closteriaceae
Source: the annotation of a GenBank genome assembly